Molecule: messenger RNA, 2888 nt
Organism: Esox lucius (northern pike)
Lineage: Eukaryota; Metazoa; Chordata; Actinopteri; Esociformes; Esocidae
Gene: c13h5orf34
Product: chromosome 13 C5orf34 homolog
Exons: 11
Coding region: 100-1662 (520 amino acids)
Source: RefSeq, a predicted model, not a curated record
UUUUGUUGUUGACAACGCCUAAGCCCAACGUAAUUUGGUUUGCUUUCUAGAUUAGCUAAUUACUGCUACAUUUGACGUUUGAUGACUUCUUCAAAUAAUAUGAUCAGUUUGAUGAUUAUGUACGAGGAUGAGUCUGUGAACAUCCGUUAUGGAGAUGAUUCCAGUUUGCACUUGUCGCCCUGUGGCUCAGAGUUCGUGCUGGAAAAAUCUCCACCACCUUCUGCACAUCCUCUCCAGUCUAGUGAGAAGGUUCGGCAGAGAACGAGGUUCACCACAAGCAACUACAAGGACCUGAUGCUUAGUGCCUUGGAGUUCAGGAACAAGUAUGCCGCACGACCUUACCUGCCAGAAGAACUCUUUCCUGAAAGCCAAAAAACACAGGUCUGCAGCAUGUUCUCCAAAGUGGAGUGGCCGGCAUGUCAUUCCAGCAACCCAGAGGUGGGAUCAAAUGGAGAGAUCAACGUCCACUCAGUGGACGGGAAGGCUAGUCUGCUGCUUUCUCCCUCUGGGGAGGAGUUCUUUGUGCACUUUACUUGCAGACUCAGUCAAAAAAAGCACUGCAGGCCUGAGAGCCAAGACCCAGAUACGUCUGUCACUGAACAAGCACUGCAGGACCCACAACCCUCCAGGUCACAGACUCCUUUUCAACAGAGUAAUGCUUGUGCUGAUCAGCUGAAGGCAGACGAGAGAGACCUGACCACAAGAGUGGUCCAGCACCACUCUGUCUCCUGUGUUCUCCCUGUGUGGAGUUACCCCCUGUCUCUGGCCCUUCAACGCUGGAGCACUCCAUGCCCUGGAGAAAGGAACAAGGAAAGAGCAGAAGAGACAAACAGGGGAAGACAUCAGACUGAGACAAAGGCAAACGCAUACAAAGGAGAGAGGAUGUCCAACCUGCCUGAGGCCCUGCCUAUCAGAUGCUACUCCCCACAUCAGCACAGGUGGAAUUUCAGGGACUCACUUGUCCAAGCUAACCAGGACGUGGAGCCACACCUCCCUGCAGAGCAGGUUAAAGUGUUAUGGUGCCAAGGUGUUGUCUACAGGAUAGUUGCUGGAGCUAUCCCAGUAGUGGAGGUUUCUCCAGGGGAUGGUUCAGUCAUCAGGUCUAAUGGAGUGCUGACCAGCUACUUCACCCACCACAGAGCUGGGCCUGGACUGGUGAAAGAUGUGACGUACCACCUGAGUAGCCUCCCCCCUGACAGCCCUGGGCAGGUGUACUCUGUGAGCUCCGUGGUGACCCGUGCCUGCAGGAUCCUAAACUGCUAUAACCAGGCCAAGGACACUCUUAAACUCCAUCUUACACCUAGCUGUUUGCACAAGGACAUUAGUUCAGAGACAAAAUCAUUUGUACAGGAUGUACACAUUCCUGAAUCUGGUUAUAUUAAUACUCCUGAGUCGGCACAAAGCAGGCCUUACUGUGUUGCUGAAGAGUUGGAGAAGAUCAGACGCUUCAACUUUCUGUUGGAAAACAGUCAUCUGCUUGGAGCCCAGAUGGGUCCUACAGGGGAAGGUUGUGGUUUUAGUGGUUCUAAAGAGAAUGCAUCCCACUUUAAGCCGAUGGAAGAGAGCAAUAUAAAUGAAGCCCUACAGAGAACUUCCAGAGCAAUUCAAGAUAUCGACAAGCUCAUCUCAGCCACGGCACUCACUAGAGACACAGCUUCAUGAUGUAUCAUUUAGGCUUUGUUGGCAGAAGAAGCUUGGAAAUUAGGAAUUUGAAAAUUAUUAAUUUGGCUUGUCUUGAAUUUCUGUGUAAGCCAUGUUUGUAAGCAUCACGUGCAGCUUUGGGAUUGUGUAUAGACCUGCCAACCAGAGAAAAGAAAGGGUCAGCAGAGAGGCAUCCGACUGUUCUCAGGUGGCACUGCACCAUCAAUCAAAGCCACUAGUACAAAUGAAAAACAACAACACACCGCAUUUCACCUUCUAAAACCAAUGGCUAUUAGAAACCCAUCUGAUACAGUAUGGGAUCAUGUUAUGACUAUAUAGCCUAUGAAAUAAGUGCAUCAUUGCCUCAUUCUGUAAUUGCAUAGCAGAUUCUCUCUCCCCUUCAAACUUCUUUUGUCUGGUUUUUUUUAUAGGAUAUAUCCUAGGUCAAUAAAAAGGGUUGACACAGGUUUUACAAUAUUAUGGGGAAAUUGCAUUUACCCCUAUUAGCCCAAUUUUUUGGUAGAGGCACCGUUGGUUGUAAUUAUAGGCAUGACUGUAGAUAAAUCUAUACCAGCUUUGCACAUAUCGACACAGCAAUUCUUGCCAAUUUUUCUUUGUAAAAUUGCUCAAGCUCUGUCAAGUUAGACCUUUGUAGAAUAGCAAUUUUCUACUCUUUCCACAUAUGCCCAAUUGGAUUGAGGUGCGGGCUCUGACUGGACCAGUCAAGGAUAUUUCAAACUUGUCCUGAAGCCACUCAAGCAUUGUCUUUGGGUCCCUGUCAUCCUGAAAAAUGAAUCUUCACCUCAGUCUGUGGUCCUGUGAAUACUUCCAGUGGGCACUGUAAAUAUUUGUAAUUUGAGAGUGAAAAAAUGAAAACAAUCUGAUAUAACAGAUUUCAUAGUUUAUCUCAUACCUGGGGAAGUUGCUAUAGUUAUAAAGGGGAAGUUGUACGAUAGGGAAAAAUUAAAUAAUGUGUCUAUUUGAAAACAAUUGAGAGUAGCUUGCAAUACUUUUCAUCUAAUGAUAGUAGAAACUGAAUAAAGUCACAGUACACUAAAUAGUAUGGUGGUAGUGGCGUGGUGAUAGAAGUUUGAUGGCAGUUUCUUCUGAUAACCUAUUACAACUAUAAUGUUUUUAAACGAUUUCAUGAGGCUUCUUUAAAGAUAGUCCUGAAAAAUUUUUACUCAACAUGGCGUUCGUCCAUUUCACAUACACUUCUCAUUGAAAAAUGCAAUAAACAAGAAAAC